AUGCUUCGCACGUACAUCCAGACGGAUGAACGGGAACGGGAGCGGCUGCCACCAGCGCUAGAGCUCGCUUAUAACACCACAAGCCAUUCAUCUACAGAGCUUAGCCCCUUUGAGGUCAUGAUCGGCCAGAACCCGGUUACAGCGGCAGACCUGGACGUCGUUGGCAAUCUCGCGCCCACCCUUACCCCGCCAAUGACCAAAUUAUUUCAGCAGCUGUGCGAUGGGGCCCAAAGCCAUAUUCUCAGGGCGAAGUGGCAGCAAAAACGUUAUGCAGAUGCUCACCGACGAGAUGUACAAUACAACCCAAACGAUCGGGUCUGGAUCAGCAGCAGCAACCUCCCGGGGCUCAAUCAGUGCCCCAAGUUCGAGCCCCGGUUUCCUGGACCAUUCAGAGUCUUGGAGCGCAUCGGCCCGGACGGCGCUCCCACAGACACCUACGAGGUAGACUACAUUCUCAACCAACGCGGCUCGCGAAAGGAUAUCCAGUACCUCGUUAAGUGGCGAGGCGCUCCUGAGGACCGCGCAACCUGGGAGCCGGCCGCCAACCUCACCAACUGCUGCCCUUCUUCGGGCGAGGCGACGUUAUUUCAAGCGCGCAAGGGACAACCAGCGAGGCCCUCAGGACGUCGUCUCUCGCCCCGCGCACACUACCUCAGCAGGGCCCUCAUCGCCGGCGUUUUUCUAGCAAAGGGGGGAAGGAGUGGCGCGGCACCCUCCGGCAGCCGCACCACUCAAAGCACAAGACUGCCUAAAGGAGCCGGAGCGAGAUAUAACGAUGGGAAGUACUAUGGACUCCGAAGCGGACCCCGAAAGGUGUACCGGCCGAGAGGGCGCGAGGAUCGGACUGAAAUCGAGGGAGAGAACUAA
Molecule: messenger RNA, 867 nt
Organism: Eimeria mitis
Lineage: Eukaryota; Apicomplexa; Conoidasida; Eucoccidiorida; Eimeriidae
Exons: 3
Coding region: 1-867 (288 amino acids)
Molecular function (GO): nucleic acid binding
Source: RefSeq, a predicted model, not a curated record